This is a messenger RNA of Drosophila kikkawai, 1493 nucleotides long. It is a transcript of the gene Ubc6, whose product is annotated as ubiquitin conjugating enzyme 6. Gene Ontology annotation, biological process: DNA repair; proteasome-mediated ubiquitin-dependent protein catabolic process; protein polyubiquitination. Gene Ontology annotation, cellular component: HULC complex. The record is from RefSeq and is a predicted model, not a curated record. Lineage: Eukaryota; Metazoa; Arthropoda; Insecta; Diptera; Drosophilidae. Gene Ontology annotation, molecular function: ubiquitin conjugating enzyme activity.
GACGACAUCGAUACUGGCAUCGAUUUGUCCCCACCUCUAUUUCUUACGCUGCUUGCCCUCAAUUAAAAAUAAAAUUGCAAAAUUUAAUUGUUUCUAGUUAUAAAAACAUCGCAUCGCCCAGGCGCUUCAAAUUCGCGUUCAAUACAAAUUGAAGGAACAUUGUGAAACAUGUCAACACCCGCACGCAGACGUCUUAUGAGAGAUUUUAAAAGACUUCAGGAGGAUCCACCCACGGGUGUCUCGGGUGCGCCAACAGAUAAUAAUAUUAUGAUAUGGAAUGCUGUGAUUUUUGGUCCACACGAUACACCAUUUGAGGACGGAACCUUUAAGUUAACCAUAGAAUUUACGGAAGAGUAUCCAAACAAACCGCCAACAGUUCGAUUUGUGUCGAAAGUAUUUCAUCCCAAUGUGUAUGCAGAUGGUGGCAUAUGCUUGGACAUACUGCAGAACCGCUGGAGUCCCACAUACGAUGUGUCAGCCAUACUAACAUCUAUACAGUCACUGCUGAGUGAUCCCAAUCCCAACUCACCGGCUAACUCCACCGCCGCCCAGCUGUAUAAAGAGAAUCGGCGCGAGUACGAGAAACGUGUGAAAGCCUGUGUGGAGCAAAGUUUCAUCGAUUAGCCAUGCGCCCACUCUAGGAACAGCAAUAACAGCAGCAGCAGCAGCAUUAGAAGCAGGAGCCACAGCAGCUUGAAACAUCAGCAAACUACAGCAACCGAAAUAUGCAAUACCAUAAACAAGUUUAAAUUAAAUAAUAACAGAAAUAUUUAUGAUACAUGUAAUGCUAUGAAAUUGUAACAGCGCCAACGGCAUCACAGCAACAUAUAUACACAAGAACACUCUGAAUCGCUCACACACCUGCGGCACUUCAGGGCCCAAAUCCACACCACACAAAAGCAAAGGGCAGUUGUAAGUUAUAUAUUUGUUUGGCCAAAUGGCAGAGACCGUAGAUAAAAAACAAAAUAUUAAAAAACACCCGAAAAACUUACUGAUGCAGAGCCGCUUGUUAUGCGGGCGCAGCCAGUAAGAAGUCUCUCAUAAGCUAACAACUCAAAUGUUAUAUUUAUAAUAGCAGCGGCAAAAAAAUUAUUAAGAAUAUAAUAAUAAUAAAAAAAAAUUACAAAACUCAUGUCAAACAGUUGGAAAACCAAAAUAGUUUCAUUUUAGAUGUGCGCUCUGCCUAGCAUGUCUUCUGAGAUAAACUAAACCAAACCAAAAACAAACACUAAGCAAAAUUCAUAUUUGUAGUAGUUCGUGUCGUAGCGAGACGCACAGUUGAUUGGCAAAAUUAAUUGAAGCUGCCUGAGAUCCGCGUUUUAACUGAAUGUCCAAUGUCAAUAAUGAUAACUACCCAAGCUCCCACACACAUACACACAUCCCACAUACACACACACACACAUGCUACCUAGAUCGAUUCAUAAGUUUAUUGGCCUCAAAUUGUGAAAUUAACUAGAAAUUGAGAAUUAAAUGUUAGUUGUUAGCAAUAUAAA